AUGCGUAGCAGACUCGACAGCGUGCACGAGGCGACUGGCUUCCUCAAACUUCCGUCGGCUGGGUAUGAUCUAGACUCAGUUCGAGCCGAGGUAACGCUGGAAGAACAAUCUAUGCUGGAAGAUUUAGGCGUUGAUCUGUAUGCAAAUGGGUCCCAAGAUGGUGGAUUGUCACAGCCUACACAAUUGGAUUCGAUAAAUAGAAAAUCCCCUCCUGCAUCAGCGCAUGUCCAUUCCGAAGUAUAUGCGCGCAUCUUAAGGUAUGAUGAUAUGUCUCAAAUGGACGCUAUUGACGCCCGCAUUGCGGGUCGCCUUCACUCGAUAAAUGAGGACGUAUUUGCGGAAUGGGCACAGACGAAAGACAUUAAAUAUGGGCUACCUGCACUGGAUUCAUUCUCGCACUGGAACCGCUAUAUUCAAAGCUGGAUGGGGGUGAGGUUCACUCUGGAAUUUCAGUGGUUACUGACGCAGCAUCAACAGCGCUUCGAAUGGCUGGGUAUGCUGACGAUACCACAGUCUAUUUGCGCCAUCCGGCGGAUCUAA
Messenger RNA from Peronospora farinosa, 540 nucleotides. Lineage: Eukaryota; Oomycota; Peronosporomycetes; Peronosporales; Peronosporaceae. The record is from the annotation of a GenBank genome assembly.